GUCCAGAAGAGUUAGAAAGCCCGUAUUUCAAAAUUCAAAGCACCCUCGAACCACAUAAUCUCGUUGAGACGUCCAAAAUAAUUUUACAGGCAACGUCAUCUGUAAAGGCACUUCAAAAACUCGAUAUUAAUUGCAACUUCUGCGCUCUUAACGAUCUUGUGGUAUGGGAACGAGAAAAAUAUUACAUAAUGUACCGACGUGAACCUAUUCGUGGCUUACUAUUUGUUCCACGACCUAGUAAUGACGAGAAAAACAAUUUCAACCACUUUGACAACACGUCAUUAAUCAAAAAUCAAUUAUUCUGGCAGGAUUUGAUUUCCGUUCAAUUAUGGCAGCAAGCGAGAUCAGAUGAUAAAUAUAUGCAAAGCUGCCAUGCAAAACAAUCUCUUAACAACUGUCUUGAACUAGAACGUUUUCGGUUGCAAAUAGUUGAAUCACAGAAAGUUCAACCAAACUUGCAGGAAUGGUGGAUGGCUCUUUCCGUAACCAAUGCAAAACUAUCUCAUCUUGACGGGAACCAAUGCAAACAAUCUCAGCUUGUUGAUUUGUUGACGCUAAAAGAACAACUUAGUAAUGCAAAAAAAGACUAG
Ambispora leptoticha is the source of this 590-nucleotide messenger RNA. Lineage: Eukaryota; Fungi; Glomeromycota; Glomeromycetes; Archaeosporales; Ambisporaceae. The record is from the annotation of a GenBank genome assembly.